AUGAUUCGUCUCGCUUCGAACGGCUCCGUCCUCGCACGAUCGAAGCGCGCGCGAGAAAUCAGCGCGUUGCUGCUUUUCGCGGCGUGUUUCACCCUGUUCACACGGUAUCACCUCGCCAAACCCGUGCGUGCUCGGGUCGAAGAACAGCACUCGUGCGCACAACCGAAGCCGACGCGUUCGACGGCGCCGAUCGCAAAAGACGUCGACGCCGCCUUCGAUCGCGCGAUCAACGCGAUCAACGCCGAUAAGCUCAAGCGCUACGCGCUCUUCGACACCGUCUCGCGCGGAGGUACGCAGAGAGCCGACGGUUGGUACCAAGACAACGUGGAGCCCGCCGUGACGUGCGCGCGCGAAGAGCGCGUCGGUCCAGCUGGCGAGGGUGGGAAGUGUUUGUGCGACCCGAACCGUCUGCGCGCGCGGGGGGCGGACGGUUUGAUAUAUAGCGUCGGAAGUUUCGAUGACUUUAGUUUCGAAGAAGCGAUCAUGCGGGACGUGUCGAGCGCGUGCGAAAUACACGUGUUCGAUCACACGGUGUCGAACCCGCGAAACAAACCGUGCGGUGUCCACUUUCAACCAUGGGGAUUAGGAGGCGCGCGCGAACCCGAUGGGAGCGAUUUGAAAAGUUUAGCCGACGUCGUCGUCGCGCUCGGUCACAAAGGAAGGACGAUAGACGUAUUAAAAAUUGACUGCGAAGGCUGCGAAUGGAGCACUUACGGCAGCUGGAUCGACGCCGACGUGCGCGUCGAUGAAAUGCUCGUGGAAAUACACGCGGGCACGAUUGACUCGAACUUGAAAGAAGUACAUCAAUCGUGGCUCUCUCUGAUCGUCGGCGAUCAACUUUUCGGCCGCGGCGCGCUCGACCCUUUGCGCGAGCCGGUGGCGAAACGUUUCUUCCGACGCCUUCACGACGAAAACUUUUACAUUUUCCACAAAGAGCCGAAUAUCAAGUAUUCACUAUUGCACAAAAUGUGCGUCGAAUUCGCAUUCAUUCGCUUCGAUGGUGGUAUUGAGGGCGUGGAAAAUUCCCUAAACUCGUAG
This is a messenger RNA of Ostreococcus lucimarinus CCE9901, 1038 nucleotides long. RefSeq lists its product with no specific name. Bases 1 to 1038 code for a protein of 345 amino acids. The record is from RefSeq and is a predicted model, not a curated record. NCBI's taxonomy places the organism in Eukaryota, Viridiplantae, Chlorophyta, Mamiellophyceae, Mamiellales, Bathycoccaceae. The transcript has a single exon.